Molecule: messenger RNA, 996 nt
Organism: Candida albicans SC5314
Lineage: Eukaryota; Fungi; Ascomycota; Pichiomycetes; Serinales; Debaryomycetaceae
Exons: 1
Coding region: 1-996 (331 amino acids)
Molecular function (GO): protein binding
Source: RefSeq, a predicted model, not a curated record
AUGGCAUCAGCAGAAGAACUAAAAGACCAAGGUAAUAAAGCAUUUGCACUGAAGGAAUAUAAAAAGGCAGCUAAAAUAUAUAGAGAUGCUAUACAAAUAGACACAUACAAUCCAAUAUUAUAUUCAAACCGAGCACAAUGUUUUCUUCAUUUACAAGAUUAUGAUCGUGCUUACAAAGAUUGUGUGAGUGGUAUAAAUUUGAUCAAUAGUAGCAACCACAAUAAGGGGAGUACUGCAGUAUUGGUGAAAUUACAAUAUCGGAAAGGUAUGGCUUUAAAAGGUCUACAGAAAUGGAAUAGUGCAAAAGAAGCCUUUGAAAAAGUAUUACAAUUAGAUCCUUCAAACCAAGCUGCCAAGACAGAACUAAAUAAAUUACCAAUUGAAGAUAAAAUGGAUGUUGAUAUUAAGAUCCCAAUUGAAAAAGUUGAAAAAUUACCUGAAAAGUUUUCAAAGAUGAUACAGUCACCUCCUUCAAUUGAAAAAAAGCCUGUCAAGGAACCAGAAGUGACAGCAGCAGCAACUAAAGAAAUUGAAGAUUUGUUUGGUUCUUCCAAGAAACCAGAAAUUACCAAAAUAUCAGAAGUAAGACAUAAGCCACACAGUAGCAUUAAAGACAAUUCAGAUUCUACACCUCCUGUAAUGCUUCUGCCAAUGCAUUUCCUUACCACACUCAAACAACUACCAGAGGAACAAAAAUUAAACGGGUACAAGUACAUUUUAAACAUUGAUAAUCAAUCUUAUGCAGAUAUAUUUAGUUCAGGAAUUGACACUGAAUUUUUACAAUUCUACUUAGAUGCAGCUAGUUAUGUUUCAACUAAUGACUCAUUACCCAAUUGGAACCAAGUUGUUUUGAAUCAUUUAAAACAAUUUAGCACUUUUAAAAGAUUCGACCUUUCCUUGCUAAUGUGCGACGAUAAGUCAAAGAAAGCCAUUUUGCAAAAUAUAAAAGACAAAUUCCCGAAAGACUUAUCAGAAUUCCAAAAAUACAUAUCCUAG